AUGGUCGCAAAAAGCCGUGGUCUCCAGCACGACGGCCCAAGUCACCAGCAUCAGCCUAGACGAAAACAGCGCAGCACUCCCCACCACCUCCGGCGAAGGCCAGGCCAUCUCCGGCACACCCGCUCCAGGCACUGCCAGCCGAUGACAAGGCCCAAAAAACUCAGAUCUGGCCCGAGAAGCGCAGACCGAGCCCGCUCCAACCACCAGCUCCCAUGCCGGCACCACCGAGAGGCAUCGCAGCCCGACCCCAACGCCGGGGCGGACGACCGACGCACCAGGGCACUCCGCCCUGGCAAGGCGUCCUCCGCGCCGCCGCCCCCAAGAUUGGGUCUUGCGCCUCCGACUCCUGGCAGCCCCGCCGCGCCACGCCGCAACCGCCGGGGGAGCCCCGCUGCUCGACCCCGAGCACGAGAACGGCGGCCGAUGCGCUCGGGCACUCCGCCCGGCCACGCAUCCUCCCGCCUCGCCGUCCCCGGGAUGGGAUCUAGCCGCGCCGCCACCCGGCCGCUCCGCCGCGUCCUCCCUCUCCUCUCCUUGCUGCUCGCCCGAGUCAAGGACCUCCGCUCGUCCGUGGGCUCCGCCGUGCGUCGCGCGACGACCUCCGGACCCGCGCCGCCGACCUCCCGCCGCCACCACCUCGCAGCCCUUAUGGCGUUUCCCUCCGCGCCAGGGAACCCGCCGGGCGCGCCGACCCAGCCCGCCGCCUUUGACGGCCGGGCGUGGCCGCCCACCGCCGGCGCCGGCGGCGGCAGCGGCCGGGGGGAGGAGGAGAUUUGGGGGCUUUUUCUGCUUAGGGUUCGGGCUCUCCGGAGCCGCUCGCGCGAGAGCAACCCGGGGGAGGAAUGGGUUGUUUGA
Messenger RNA from Lolium perenne, 855 nucleotides. NCBI's taxonomy places the organism in Eukaryota, Viridiplantae, Streptophyta, Magnoliopsida, Poales, Poaceae. The record is from RefSeq and is a predicted model, not a curated record.